Messenger RNA from Mytilus trossulus (common blue mussel), 7811 nucleotides. RefSeq names its product mucin-3B-like. Gene Ontology annotation, biological process: regulation of DNA-templated transcription. Lineage: Eukaryota; Metazoa; Mollusca; Bivalvia; Mytilida; Mytilidae. Bases 106 to 7302 code for a protein of 2398 amino acids. Gene Ontology annotation, cellular component: extracellular region. The record is from RefSeq and is a predicted model, not a curated record. Gene Ontology annotation, molecular function: RNA polymerase II cis-regulatory region sequence-specific DNA binding; DNA-binding transcription factor activity; chitin binding. The transcript is spliced from 23 exons.
UCAACGUCACUGCUAAAAGCAGGUACAUUUAACUAUGUAUUCAGCUGGGACAUACAUUUAACGAAAUUUUAUUUAGGUUUAAGAUAAUUGGAAACUUAUUUGAAUAUGGCAGGACAAUCACAGCACAGAGACAACCGUUCUUCAUACUUUUCUACAGACUUAGGUCGUUCUGGAAUAUAUGACAGUGUUAAUGGAACACCUUUUAAUUUUUCUCAGAGAGGAGAUAACCCGAAUAAUUUAAGGAAUAUCGACGGCAUUUCGGAAACCGCACGUGAGAGUGGACUUUAUGCCAGUCGAAUUGGAUCAACCAAACAACCAACAGAAGAUUAUUCAAAAGAAGGAAUGCUAGGUUCUACUGGACAUUUUCCAAGACAAAAUUGGGACCAAUCAUUUAAAGAAGGGAAUAUAACGCCAGAUAGUGGAACAUAUUCUAGAAAUAUUGAAUCCAACCAGUAUGACACGGACUACAAAGCAAAUAAUGAUAUAGGAAGAAGUUCAACGUUUGACAAUACCAGAGAUAGUGGUUUAUAUAAUAGUAAAAUUGGAUCUUUUCGAGAAACAAUACCAGAUAAAGAUAUGGCAACUCCUUUUCCAGAUAAUUUCGGCCUAGACAACCAACGUCAAUCUAGUAAACAUUCUAAACCAAAUAAAUAUACAGGAAAUAGUUUAGAAACAAUGUUAGAAGGAGAUGAUGAAUCCAAGCAGCCAGAACAUUAUAACUCAACAUUUUAUUCUGAGUCUCGGAAAGUAUUAGAUACGGGAAGAAUUACAGAUUAUGAUGGACAUUCAAACGCUAGUUUUCAAGAUGAUAAAGAGAUGCCUUCUUGGACGAACAUGUUGUUUGACCGACAAUUUACAGACGAUUAUAUAAAGAAAACGUGGCCAAAGAUAACACUACCAUUGGCCAACACUCGAAAAAAUGAUCCGUUCGCUCCGGGAACGGACGACGAAGGUAGUAAUACUAUCGAUGAAAAAAGUGGAACGCAUGAUCACAAAGUUCGGAACACGUUAUGUGUUAUUGGAUUUGGCACAUUGUUAUUAUGUCUGGUUGGGGCAGCAAUUAUUACCAUAGCAUUAAUAGCAAAUCAGAGAACAGAUAAGACUGACUAUGUGAAAGUCAACAUGACGGUUGCAAUUGACAAGACUUUUACAGCAGAGUUAAACGACCCAAAUUCACCGGAAUAUAAGAAUUUCACAACCGAAUUUUGUGAUAAGAUGAAAAAUGUAUACGCUAGUACAAAUAGUUCCGUAGAUGGAUAUUAUGGAUGUAAAGUCAACCAGCUUACGAAUGGGAGCAUCAUUGUGAACUACUUCAUAUACUUCAUUAGUACCGCAAAUCAGCAGGUCACUACAAGCGCUGUUUCGGCAACAUUGACUACACAUUUAACUGUUUCCGGUACCCAGUUAGGAACCUUAGUUUUUAUAAUAAGUACUAUAAUUGUCCAUGACGUGGUAACUGAAACACUAGAAUCCCCACCAGUUGUUGAACAAAUAGCAACAACAACAACAAUCCCCACUAUGACGUCAACAGGAGAUACUACAUCAAACACUAUGCAACCAGCAACAGAAACCACAACCCCCUCAAUCACAUCGCCUAGAGAGACCACACCUAAAACUGUGCAGUCAACAACGGAAACUACAACCCCCUCAAUCACAUCGCCUAGUGAGACCACACCUAAAACUGUGCAGUCAACAACGAAAACCACAACCCCUUCAAUCACUACACCUGAAAAGACCACACCUAAAACUGUGCAGUCAACAACGGAAACUACAACCCCCUCAAUCACAUCGCAUAGAGAGACCACACCUAAAACUGUGCAGUCAACAACGGAAACCACACCUAAAACUGUGCAGUCAACAACGGAAACCACACCUAAAACUGUGCAGUCAACAACGGAAACCACAACCCCUUCAAUCACUACACCUGGAGAGACCAAACAUAAAACUGUGCAACCAACAACAGAAACCACAACUUCUUCGAUCACAUCACCUAGAGAGACCACACCUAAAACUGUGCAGUCAACAACGGAAACCACAACCUCUUCGAUCACAUCACCUAGAGAUACCACCCAUAAAACUGUGCAGCCAACAACAAAAACCACAACCUCUUCGAUUACAUCACCUAGAGAGACCACACAUAAAACUGUGCAACCAACAACGGAAACCACAACAUCUUCGAUCACAUCACCUAGAGAGACCACACAUAAAACUGUGCAACCAACAACGGAAACCACAUCCUCUUCGAUCACAUCAACUAGAGAGACCACACAUAAAACUGUGCAACCAACAACGGAAACCACAACCUCUUCGAUCACAUCACCUAGAGAGGCCACACAUAAAACUGUGCAGCCAACAACGGAAACCACAACCUCUUCGAUCACAUCACCUAGAAAGACCAUACCAAACACUGAGCAGUCAUCAACGGAAACUACCGCUCCGUCAAUUUCGUCACCUGGAGAGACUGCACUAAAAGGCAUGCAAUCUACAACGGAUAUUACAACCCCCUCAAUCACAUCAACAGGAGAGACGACACAAAAAACUGUGCAGUCAACAACGGAUUUUACCACUCCCUCAAUCUUUUCAACAGAUGAGAUAACAACAACAAAUAUGCAGUCAACAACAGGGACUUCUACCCCGUCAAUCUUGUUAACAGAACAAUCUACACCAAAAACCAUGCAAUCAACAACUGAAACUACAAUCCCCUCAAUCUCGUCAACAAAAGAGACAACACCUACUUCUAUGCAAUUCAAAACCUCUUCACCCUCAAUCUCAUCAACAGAAGAGAGUCCACAAAAAACUAUGCAAUCAACAAAAGAAACAACUUUGUCAUCAAUAUCAACAACACUAGAACAGAUUUCAAGUCCACCAACCCCUCAAGUGUCAGAAGAAACAACUAAACAAACUUUCAAAACAACAGAAGGUACUUCAACUAGCAUAGAAACAGAGAUUUCAACGACACAAGACAAAAAUUCCAAUAAAGUUUCUACGAUAACCACACCAGUUAAAGUGACAUCGCCAUUUAUUGAUUCCACGAUAAAAGAAACUUCAAAAUCGCCAACAACUUAUAAAACACCAGAAAUGACAACAUCAUCAGUUACUUCCAAACCGGCAUAUGAUUCAACUACGUCAGUUGCUACUAUGUUGAACGCCAAAUCAACGACACCAUCAAUUACACAACCAACAACAAAAACUGUAACUGUUACAGAUUAUAUUUCACCUACAAUGGUUGAUAUUACAGCUAGGACAACACAUAAAUCAUUUCUGUCAGAAACUACAUCGCCGUUUUUUUCAACCAAAAUAGAAAUACAAACAACUUUUACACAAAACAAAGAAACCACAACUUCUGUUGCAGUGACAGACCAAACGAAUGCAUCAGUGAAAGUCUCGACUAUAACCGACACAACAUCGAGAAGUACAGCACUUCAAGAAGACAUGACAUCAAGUAUAUCUGAAGAUGAAACAACCGUAUCAGCAAGUAGAAUAUACACGUCUAGUGAUAAAACAUCAUCAGCGAGGACAACAACAUCAGAAGCCCCUUCAUCAAAAGAAACAACAGCAACAGUAGACAAUAUUCCAACAACAACCGCUGCUUAUGAACCAUCUUCAGAUGGUACAUCGACUACGCUUACGCCCUCUUCAGCCGAAUUAAACUGUACAGAUGCAGUUGAGGCUGACCUUUAUUCCGGACCUGUGAAUAUAGAAUGCACCAUAAUAAAAUCGGAGGAGUUUGAAUAUAUUGGAAUCUCUCAUGAAAAUGGGUUUGACAAUACGAUAUACGGAGUUUCAGUUUAUAAAAAUGGAACUAUUUUCAAAACAUAUAAGGAAAAUCAGGAUAUAAGCAUUAGUAUUGAAAGUACAUCAACAAUAAAGUUAAUAAUAACUUUUAUCAAUGUGACUUGUACAAUGGAUGGGUCUUACAAAGUAUCUUUGAUCAGUAAUAGUUCAGGUGAAAUGAAUGAAAUAAUUGGAGUGAAUGUAUUGCUGAAAAUAAGAAGUCCAACUGGAAAACCCACAGUAACUCUGAGUGUCGACCAAGUUAUAGACCUAGUCUUCCCUGAUGGAAAUUAUUAUCGCGGCUCUGGAAUUCAUACAUGUGAAGGACUCAUUGGAGAACCUCCUGCUAAGUUAGAAAUAGAUAUCACGUAUAAUAAUGGCACGAGCUUUGCACCAAUUUCCAAUUCAAAUAUACAUUUAGUAUCACGAACCAAUACUUCGGAUGAAUGCAGCACAAAAGAAACUCUAUCAUUUGGUUUAAAGUUUUCACCAGAAAUGGAUGGUGCCAGAUUGAGAUGCCGAGUAUCAGACAGUUUAACUGAAUACACAUUAAGCGAAGAAUUAAAUUUGAUUCCGAGAAAUAUAUGUGACUGUAGUGCCAGUUUUAGUUAUCGGGGACAUCCAAGCAACUGUAAAGUGCAGGUAUAUUGUGUAACAGAAGGUGGCAUUGCAUAUCCCAGAGGUAUUGCGUGUGCAUCAAACCAAUGUCGAAACAGUAUAACAGGAGUUUGUUCGAAUGACUGUUCUGCUACAGUAUGCAAUGAAACUGUUCCAUCGGACUUUUGUACAACUCCUGCACCGCCGACAACAACACCAGCUCCUUCACCUUAUAUUGUUUGUACUGAUACUACUGCUAUUAUAAAUUCUGGACCAUCUGUGAUAACAUGUCAUCUUAACGACACAGCUACUUUUACAGUUAUGAACGUAACGUACAUGAAAUUGGGAACAACUGAUGUUCAACAACUAGCAUUAAUUGAUGAAGAUAAUACCGUCACAAUGUUCGCAAUGGAAGGUAUUGUAUCUAUUAUUAUGUCAAAUAACAUUAUCAACAUCACAAUAUUGGACUCAUCAUGUACAAACGAGGGAACAUUUGCUGUAGUUACAAAUAUCAAUGGGGAGACAAUAAAGGAUCAAGGAAAAUUUAGCGUGAUAAGUAAACCAAAUGGAGAUGCAGACUUGCAACUACAUCCUGAUCAAAUAGCAGGACUCUUGAACUAUAGAACUUGGUUACUACAUUCUUGCAUAAUAAACGUUGGAUAUCCACCAGGUGAAAUAAGUAUUGAAAUGAUGAAACAAGAUGAAACGGAGUUUAACAAUUUGAAUGUAAUCAUUCACGCUACAGAUGACGACAUUGACAAUACGACGUGUUCUUAUGUCCGAACAACUAAAUUUGGUUUUGAUUUUACAGCGGAUAUGGACAAGGCUAUUAUGCGAUGUACUGUUACGCACGAUUUGUUUACUGUCGACGAUGUUGUUUACUCGAACAAUGAAACAGUCUCCCUUAUUCCUAUUGACUUUUGCAAGAAUAAUACUGUCCCACAAAGUUAUCAUCCACAUCAAAAGAAUUGUAACAGUUUUAUUCAAUGUGAAGGAGAAGUAACAUAUGGUCAACCUUGUCCAUCAAAUCUGUGUUUUGGAGUAACUGAAACAAAUGGUUGUAACUUCUGUGAUCAAGCUAUAUGUCCAGCAGAUAUAACUACAACACCAGUACCUGAAAGCAGCACAUUUGCAUCUUCGAUUGAAGAAACUACAACACCAGAACCUAUGUCUUCAAUUGAUGUGUUCUGUAAUAGUUCAACAGUCAUAUGGAAUUCCGGGCCCGUCGAUAUGGUAUGCAAAUUAAACACUACUGAUUUCAACGUUUUGAAUGUAACGUUCAGGUCAUCUACACAAGUCAUUCCUACUAUUAUCUCGCAGAUUCAGAGUAAUGGAAAUAUUCAUGAUUUGAUCCAAGAUGAUGGUGUAAUAGUUACCUAUGUAGGUCAGCUUGUUACUAUUUCAAUACUUAAUGCUUCAUGUUCGAGUGGGGAUUUCUAUGGUCUUAUGGCAGUUGAUAUAAACGGGAAAGCCGAAGGACAAGCAGAAGGAAAGCUUAUUGUAGGAAGCAUACCUUCCGACGCAGUUCUUACACUACAUCCAGAUCAAAAUGCGGAUUUAGCAUAUAGAAAUUGGCUUCUUCACAUUUGUGAAGCUGAUGUUGGGUAUCCACCAGGGGAAGUUCAAUUUGAAAUUCUCAAUGAAGGUGAAGCUGAAUUUACAGUUUUAGAUGCCAAUAUCGUAACCAGUAAUGAUGAAAGUGGCUCCUGUUCUGUAACAAAGAAAGUAGAGUUUGGAAUAGACUUCACUGCUAAUAUGGACAAAGCAAUAAUUCGAUGCAGUGUAAAAUCUACCUUGUAUCCUGAAAAUCCAGUUAUUUACUCUAACAAUGACACUGUUUCCCUUAUUCCAAGUGAUUUUUGUGAAAGCCAUAAUGCUACCUACAAUCCUCAUACAAUAAACUGUAACUAUUACAUCCAAUGCCAAGGCAAUACUGUAUAUGGUCAAAAGUGUCAAAGCAGUCUCUGUUUUGGAAUUACACAAAGAGAUGGAUGUGACUUCUGUUUUAAUGCGAUUUGUCCAUCAGAUAUAACCACGACAGCUAAACCAGAAACCACUGUACCUGUACCAUCUAUUGAUGUUUCCUGUACUGGUACGUCCGUUUUGCUGAACACUGGACCAACAAAUAUUGUUUGUGUAGUCAACACAACUUCGUUUGGUAUGAUGAAUGUGACAUUCACAAAAUCAUCUGGAGUAAAUCCGUCACUUAUUGCACGGAUUGAAAGCGAUGGUAGGGUUAUAUAUACAAAUUUCAGUGAUCAAAUUGUCGUUCAAUAUGCAUCUUCAACAGUUACUGUAACUAUCCAGAAUGCAUCGUGUCCAUAUGAGGGAUUUUACGGUGUUGCAGUUGACAAUGGUAAUGGUUUGACAGGCAGAAAAGAUGGUCAAUUGUCAGUAACUGCAAAACCAAGCGGACCUUUGGAAUUCAAAAUUCAUCCGGAGCAGAUUGCUGGCCUCAAUACUGUUAGAUCCGAAAAGUUACAUUCGUGUACUGGUACUAUCGGCGAUCCGGGAGGUACAAUUGGCGUUGAAAUACUUCUUGACGGAGACGAUAACUUUCAAACAUACGAGCCAAGUUUUAAAUCCAUAUCAGACACUCAUGAAAAUUGCACGAUAUAUCGGGAAUUCAAGUUUUGGAUUGCCUUUACAGCGGCAAUGAAUAACGCAACUAUUAGAUGUAAGAUAACAAAUGACGAAUACCCAACUGAUCCGCCAAUAAAUUCUAAUAACGAAAACCUCGCACUUGUUCCAGAUGAUUUCUGUAACAGGAAUUAUAAUGGAACCAAUUUAUACCAGCAUCCUACAGACUGCAACAGAAUUGUCACUUGUGUGGAGAAAGUCACCUAUGUUGGAGCUUGUUUACCUGGUUUAUGUUUUGAUCCUACUAUAGUAGCUUGUAACUUUUGUUAUAGAGUUGAUAGCUGUCCAUAAUUUCUCUUUUCUGUGUUUUGUUGUUUUUCUUAAUGUAUGCAUUAACUAUAUAAAUAUCAUUUUGAUUACUGUAUAAGAAAAGACUGACUUCGGUAAGCUUCAUGUUUUCGAUCUAAACAAAUUAAUGUUUAAAUCAAGAGAACUGUUUAAUUGAUUUCCAUUGAAAAUCGAAAUUUGGGUUAUUCGUGUCAUUGUUACCCCAGGAAAAGAUCGACAAGAUGUAUAUUCUCAAAAAGAAGACAAAGAAGUUUUAUUGCACUUUUGCUUUUAACAAUUUACUCAAUCUCCAGCUAUAUUUCAGUUAUUAUAUUUAAGUUAGUUAUAUAUAUUAAGUACAGCUCUGUGUAAGAGCCAGGCAGAGUGUGAUAUAUUUCAAUUGUUUAUGUAAAGAGUUAUUGAUAUAUUUUAGAACGAAUUUUUGUCAUUUUCACUUGUGUAAAUGCAGUACUACCACUUAAAUGUAUAGUAUUGAUAUUCUGUCGUUUCUGAAAUAAACAUUGUUUUGUCCA